AUGCCGACAAUUAAGUACAACCCGGACAGUAUGCCCGAUUUGUCUGGAAAGGUCAUUCUCAUUACUGGCGGUGAGUACUACUACACCAAUAACGAACCUCAAAGCCCCAUCCAGUCCUUAUAUACGAUGAAUCAUGAGCUAAUGCCUGUCUUCUGGUCGGAACGCCGCACCAGCGCGGAUGCAGUCAUCCAGCAGAUCCGACAAGCUGGCAGCAAAACGCUGGUCACCUUCCUUCCCUGUGACCUGGCCUCCUUGGCUUCAGUGAAGCAGGCAGCAGAGACUUUUCUAGCCCAGGAAUCCCGCUUGGAUAUUCUGAUGUGCAACACGGGCAUCAUGGCCACGCCACCGGGGCUGACGGCGGACGGCUACGAGAUCCAAUUCGGCACAAACCAUCUCGGCCACGCGCUGCUGAUCCGCAAGCUGCUGCCACUCCUCUAG
This is a messenger RNA of Penicillium hordei, 438 nucleotides long. RefSeq names its product Short-chain dehydrogenase/reductase SDR. The record is from RefSeq and is a predicted model, not a curated record. Lineage: Eukaryota; Fungi; Ascomycota; Eurotiomycetes; Eurotiales; Aspergillaceae. The transcript is spliced from 2 exons. Bases 1 to 438 code for a protein of 145 amino acids.